AUGAAGUUUAACGACUUUUUUUGCAUUUUUACUACAAAAGAAGUUCAAGAUGGCUCGGAUCUCCUGUCUGGUGAUGCCGGGGACGUCUGUGUUGCAGAACAGGCACAUUGCAUUGUUGUUCCAUCGUAUGCUGCAUGGUUUGACUACAACUCCAUCCACGGGAUUGAACGUCGCGGCCUACCAGAGUUCUUUAACGGUCGAAAUAAAAGCAAGACUCCUGAAGUCUAUUUGGCCUAUAGAAACUUUAUGGUGGAUACAUACCGCCUUAACCCUCAAGUUAGUCUCUAA
Molecule: messenger RNA, 288 nt
Organism: Protopolystoma xenopodis
Lineage: Eukaryota; Metazoa; Platyhelminthes; Monogenea; Polystomatidea; Polystomatidae
Source: the annotation of a GenBank genome assembly